AUGGACUUUGAUGACGAAGACAAGCCAAAAGAGGUCACUAAAGUCCGGAGGUUUGCGCCUGGUCGUGCCGGAAAGCCCAAACCCAAACCCAAACCCGAACCAACUGUUUCGGAGAAAGCUGAGCCUUCGUCAAAAACAGAGUCUGUGAGCAAGAGUGAGCACGACCAUCCCAAGGUUGAGCCUGAGGUUUACAAUGGCGCUGUUAAGAUGGAGAUUGAUUCCAAGGUUGACAAGGAGAUGGAGGAGAGGACGGAGGUUGAGGUGAUGGAGGUAGAUCAUCACCAGGUUCCUUUGCAGGAGGAGGAGAAGGAAGAAGAGGAAGAAGACGUUGUUGUUCGUGAAAUUGAUGUUUUUUUUAAUCCCUCUAUUGAUGCCAACACUAAGCUUUAUGUUCUGCAAUAUCCUCUAAGGCCGUCGUGGCGUGCAUACGAAAUGGAUGAACGGUGUGAAGAAGUUAGGGUGAAUCCUUCUACCUCCCAGGUGGAAAUUGAUUUGUCUAUGGAUGUUCAAUCGAGCAACUAUGACCCUGAGAAGGGAAGUAAAUUGCGUAUGACUAAGCAGACGUUGACAACAACGUGGAAGCAGCCUCCUACGUUGGACUAUGCUGUUGGGGUUCUUUCCGGUGAUAAGUUACACUUGAAUCCUGUUCAUGCUGUUGUUCAGCUCCGACCGUCUAUGCAGUAUCAUUCUUCCAAAAAGAAUCAAGCAGAACCUACUGAAGAAUCUGCCGGAACAUCAAAAAGACAGAACAAGGGAGUGCAGGCUUCAAAGGACGAGAAACCAGUUCCUGAAGAAAAGUGGGUUUCACUCAAGUAUCAUGGACUUCAAUCCGAAUUUUGCUCCAGAUAUCUUAACGGAAUGAUGGCUAAUGGGAACUCUUCAAUAGACUUCAACAUGACCCCGGAUGCUUAUAUCCACUCACUGUGCCGUGGAGAUAACAGCAGAUACUCUGAGUCAAAAGCUUUAUCCAAAAGGUUAUUAGCCUCCCUACCGCUUGAAGAGCGUCUGAAAACGUUGCUCUGCCAGAAACAGGGAGCUCCGUUAUUUCGAUACAGUGUUCUUAAGCAUUAUGCCCCAGAGUUAUCAGACGAGGAUUUCUUAAAGGUCCUCCAACAAUACGCCUGCCUAGUUCAAGGUUUAUGGACUCCCAAAAAUAAGCUACUAAAACUAGACGCCGGCUCGGAGGGUUUCAGGGACUAUGUCCUGGCCCUGUUCAGCCAGCGUCUAACUAUAAAGUACUCUGAAAUCAAAGCAACUGGUCGCAUUGAGAAGAUCAAACCGUUUUUGACUUUAUAUGCCAAAGAAAGGCCUUUGCUAUGUGAUUGGAAGUUCAAAGAGCCCACUGAUGUUUCCUUCAUUAAAUCCCACUCGGAGAUUGUAAAGGAGCAAGAUAAAAAUUGGAAGGAAGUGGAAGAAAAGUUACAGCCAAAGAUGAUACAAGGAGUAAAAGGUAGAGGUGAUAGUUUGAGGAAUGCUGCAGGUAAAAACAAUCCUUCAGCUACAGCUAAACAAGAGGUGCCAAAAAGUGUCUUUGAACAAGGAGGAAGCUCUAGAAAUGCUAUACCUCGUGUCCCUAGACAAAAUAUGCCAGAUGAUAUCAAGAGAGCGAUACCAAAGGCCUUGAAGAGGGUGUUUCAGACGCAAAAAGUUUGCAGCUACGAGACCAUCUGCCAGAGACUUAGGGAUCUUGCGGUUUCAACUUCGAACAAUCCAAGAGUUGAUUCAGGGAUGGCGCAACAAGUGGCGUUAGCUGUGGAUUCUUACAAGGAAGAUCUCCAGAUCAUUAUCAGUGAAGUGACUGUUGAUAUUCACGGCUCUUUUGUCUCCAAGUCGUCUAUAGACCAUCCAGAAUAUGAUCAACUCAGGAACGUGGUGAUCAAUCUUUUACUGGGGAAUCCACCUGGAGCGAAGAUUAUGAAAGCUGAUGUAUUUGCAGCAGGCAGGAGCAUACUUGGACGUGAAAUCACCAACAAUGAAUACAUGAAGGUGAUGCAUGACCUCUGUGAAACCAACUCUUCAGGAUGGGUCUUACAGAGAGCUCGCUGA
Messenger RNA from Eruca vesicaria subsp. sativa (arugula), 2046 nucleotides. The record is from the annotation of a GenBank genome assembly. NCBI's taxonomy places the organism in Eukaryota, Viridiplantae, Streptophyta, Magnoliopsida, Brassicales, Brassicaceae.